Messenger RNA from Salvia miltiorrhiza (redroot sage), 1191 nucleotides. Its product is annotated as GTP-binding nuclear protein Ran-3. Gene Ontology annotation, biological process: protein import into nucleus; ribosomal subunit export from nucleus. Gene Ontology annotation, cellular component: cytoplasm; nucleus. NCBI's taxonomy places the organism in Eukaryota, Viridiplantae, Streptophyta, Magnoliopsida, Lamiales, Lamiaceae. The record is from RefSeq and is a predicted model, not a curated record. Gene Ontology annotation, molecular function: GTPase activity; GTP binding. Bases 236 to 901 code for a protein of 221 amino acids. The transcript is spliced from 8 exons.
GCACGUGUGCGGCCCAGCUUUUGAUCCGACGGCUGAGAUGAUCGCGUCAGCUUAAAGCUACUCGAGUUUAGCACAAUUUCAAAAAGUCCUCCGCAAAACCUACGCUACGUUUUUAGGGCUCCGGAAUAUAUAUACGCGCACACACAAACGCAGCGCAUAUAUCUGAACAACCUCACGCUCUCUCUCUCCCCCGAUUCUGUUUUGUGCCUACUCUAACAAGACAGCAGCUAUCAAAAUGGCGUUGCCAAAUCAGCAGACUGUGGAUUACCCGAGCUUCAAGCUUGUAAUUGUUGGUGAUGGUGGUACAGGGAAAACUACAUUCGUAAAGAGGCAUCUCACUGGUGAAUUUGAGAAGAAAUAUGAGCCUACAAUUGGUGUGGAAGUUCAUCCCCUCGAUUUUUUCACCAACUGUGGGAAGAUCAGAUUUUAUUGCUGGGACACUGCUGGUCAGGAGAAAUUCGGUGGCCUUAGGGAUGGAUACUACAUCCACGGGCAAUGUGCCAUUAUUAUGUUUGAUGUAACCGCUCGGUUAACUUACAAGAACGUCCCAACAUGGCAUCGUGAUCUUUGCCGUGUAUGUGAGAACAUCCCAAUUGUGCUAUGUGGAAACAAGGUUGAUGUCAAGAACAGGCAAGUGAAGGCCAAGCAGGUCACUUUCCACAGGAAGAAGAACUUGCAGUAUUAUGAGAUAUCCGCCAAGAGCAAUUACAACUUCGAGAAGCCCUUCCUGUAUCUUGCUAGGAAGCUUGCUGGGGAUCCUAACUUGCACUUUGUUGAGUCACCUGCUCUAGCUCCACCGGAAGUGCAGAUCGAUUUGGCUGCACAGCAACAGCAUGAAGCCGAGCUUGCUGCAGCGGCUAGUCAGCCCCUUCCCGAUGAUGAUGAUGAUGCAUUUGAAUGAGAGGUUAUCUUGUGAUGGUGUCCCAAGUUUUCUUGCGGAUUUUGUCUGGGGACCUCCCGGUCUUGGGGAGUAUAAGAGAGGAUUAAAUGAUGUGUAGGGCUUUGAACCAUAAUUUGAUUUGGUUGUGGGAAGAUGAUUUUAUGUCUUCUGAUACGAUUUCAUUUGCAUGUAGUCCAUAUUGUCAGUUGAGCUCUUUCGUUGUUUGAUGUUACUAUUUUUAUCGCACUCGUUUCGUUUCAUGUUUAAGCUCUGAAUUCUCUAGAGAGGGAAUCCCUGUUUUGAUACUCUUA